UUCAAAUGGAUAAACUAAAGCUGCAAGCCGAUGCAUUGCGCAAGCUUCGAGAGCAUUAUGAACAGCAGCUGAAAUAUAUAAGCUUUGAGCUGUGCGAUCUACCAGAAGAUGUCGUAGCACUGCUUGGAAAAUGCUUAGAACUGCAAUGUGCCACACAGAUACAGGAUUUAAAUUUGAACUACCUGCGCGAGUACUAUUAUAUAAAAAAAAGGGAAGCUAUUGAUCGCAGGUUAAUUAUAUCUCAGAAAACAGCAGCGCUACAGAAACUUAAGCGUGAAAUUGACGAAAACGAACGAGAAGUCGCUGGAUUGGAGAGGUUCAUGGGCUCUGCUCAGAAGCGUGCCAGCGUGGACACCUUACGGCGCAACACUCUGGCAGCGGAGGGAAAAAUCCGUGAGCUGGAGGAACGCAACAAGGCUCUUAAGAUACCCGAUGACUUCGAUGUUGAGGCGCUAAUCGAGAAGGUUCAACUGCUGGAAAAAGGCAAGAAAUAGUCAUAAUGGUUUUAAUUGCAAGGCGUUCUGGUUUUAUUUUGUAAAAAAUGUUUUUAAAGAUAUAUUUUAUUUAAUCAUAAUGCAAAAAACAUGUACCAUAACAUAAAAUCAGCAAAUUUUAAAAUAUAAUGGAACAGAGUUGGGGAGUGCAUACAAA
This is a messenger RNA of Scaptodrosophila lebanonensis, 651 nucleotides long. RefSeq names its product augmin complex subunit wac. The record is from RefSeq and is a predicted model, not a curated record. The transcript is spliced from 3 exons. Lineage: Eukaryota; Metazoa; Arthropoda; Insecta; Diptera; Drosophilidae. The coding region runs from base 6 to 494 and encodes 162 amino acids.